Molecule: messenger RNA, 3215 nt
Organism: Amphibalanus amphitrite
Lineage: Eukaryota; Metazoa; Arthropoda; Thecostraca; Balanomorpha; Balanidae
Exons: 5
Coding region: 68-511 (147 amino acids)
Source: RefSeq, a predicted model, not a curated record
CGCUGAGGUGGGCGGAGGCGGCGCCGGGUGGCCGAGCGGUCGCGGCGCCCAGUCGAGCAGAGGCACGAUGGAGCUCCGGUGCGCCGUGGUGCUGGCGCUCUGCGGAAUCGUCUCCGGUCAGAAGCCGGGCUUCAACGACCAUGCGCAGACGGAGUCGACAGUGAACAGUGCACCGGGCGGCAUGGUGUCCAUCCAGUGUUCGGUGCACCCCGGGGGCCGGGUGCUCUGGUACAAACAAGACGAGAAUGGUAAGAUGGAGGUGGCUCACGACUCGUUCUUGAUCCUCAGUGACAGCCGGUUUCAGCUCAAAUCGGACAACGGCGCCUACAUCCUUACGAUUCAGCCUACCGCUGAGGAGGACUCGGGGAUCUACAUGUGUGAGAGCAGCGACCAGCACGGCUCCACGUACAAACACACGUUCACGGUGAACAUCGGGGACGGAAACAGCGCCACUCGAGCUACUGCGGCUGCUUUCGGAACUAUUACUGCCGCCCUGCUGCUUCUGCUAUAGAUGUCAGCACCAGCAUCGGUUUCGUCUCUAGAGGACGAAGUGAAGCUGAAAUUGGUCGUGGUGCGUGGGAGAUCGCUGGAUGAGACGUGUCGACAGGUCUUUGGGUUAUGAAAGUGGCUCUGAAGGUUAACACCUGACUAUAAGAGGAUUCGUGACUGUACUUGUGAUGCCCUGCGUACCUGGUGAGUGACGAGGUCACAGAAAACGUUGUUUGGCCAUAACACCACGCUGAUGAUUGGUGGGUUGCGAGUGUUAGUGGCGCGUCCGAUGAACUUGACGGUAGGUAGGCAUGUGUUAAUGAGCUAAAUGUAAGCUAUGCUUCAGAAGCGUCUUCUGAGCUAUCAGUUGUGAGCACCUGAACAUUGAGCUUUUGCACAAGCAUCUCGAUUGCGUAAUUUGUUUCGAUGCACGAGCAUCCAGCAUCCUAGAUUUAUAUUCGUCACAAAGCCAUGGUAGGAGUUUAAAUGUUUUAAAUUACAUUUAGCUAAUGCGAUGAUGUGCCUUCUGCUCACUGUGCUGACUUUCUUGUCCUUUUAUCUUCAGAACUUAUCCAUUCUAUUCCUUGGGCAGCUGUAUCGGGAUGACGAUUAGGGGAGAGUGGGGUAAUUUGGCCGCUUUUUUUAGAAAACGAUGUAACUAAAAAUCGACAACACAUUUCUGCAUUUUCUCAACGCUGACAGGUGUGGCAUACAUUUUACUUUCUUGGACAGUAAACUUGAAAUGAUAGAGUAACUACUUGUAUUGAAAUUGUGACGUAUUACAAAGGUCUGCAAAGCGGCCAAAUUGCCCCACUAGCAGGGUUAUUUGGCCGGGGGUGUGGGGCAAUUUGGCCGGUGUUAGUUUGAGGCCAUGAUUUUUGUUCUAGGCGAGUCAGCUUCACAUUCAGCAAUGACGCGUGUCCUACGACGCAUUUGAAGCAUUUUGGAGGUUGACUCAGCCGUCAGAGGGGUCGAAAAUAGUCAAAAUAACGGCUCUAGAUGCGAUGACAGUUUUUUACGAAUAGCUUUUAAAGUAAUCAAGCUACGCCAAAACUAAAAGUACCAUCGUAAUUCUCUCGUCAUUCCGCAUCGAAACAUGUAUGCGUUGACCUCGAGAGGUCAAGGUCAAAGGUUGGCUUCAGGUCACGUUACCUCAGGUCGCUUGACCUCAAGGUUACGUGAGUUCAAGGUCAUCAUGUAUACCAUUUGAUGCGCCUUGACGAGCUGAACACAAUGAUACCAUUUGCGCGGCUGUAUCUUUUUUCUGUAAGUAUUUAUUAGCAAAAAAGCGUUAGGUAACCUUUGAUGACGUCACAUGCCCUUACAGCUGUCCAAUAGGAAAUAUGGCAUCAAGGUAGUCAAAGUUGAUCAUGAAUUAUGUCCUUUAUGGUAUAAUUGACCAUGACAACUCGGCCGUCCCAGCAAAGUGACUCUGAGCGCACCGGCCAAGUUGCCCCGCUAGUCCCGGCCAAAUAACCCCACAUUGCCAUUCUGAAAUUUUUUGUUUAUAAAGUCGUCAUGGCUGUACAGAACUAGAUGAAAUUGCUCUUGGAACCGCUGAACACCCUCAAAAAUGGCGCUAUAAUGUUGGAAUUCGUUUACAGCCCAAAUACUACAUGUUAUACAAAUUUUUAAACGGAAGUAAAAGUUACCAUUUUCUAACGAAAUUCACCUUUUAUUAAUUUUGAAUAAAACUAAGCGGGGGAAAGUUUUGACAUUUGUUCUCGAGUUAGUUCUGCCGACGACAAAUGAAUAGAGACUAAAGUUAUUUCAUUCACUUUUAUCAGCUUUCGUAUGUACAGGUGGGGGCGGCCAAUUUACACCACCGGCCAAAUUACCCCACUCUCCCCUACUGCAACACAGCCAGUGCGGUCAGCCUGGGUGACCGUUUAUCCGUCUGGGAGGCUAUUGGCCUGUUUCACUACUCCGGUAGCUAUUUCUCACACGGAACUGGCAUAGCAACAGCGACAUUUCAGUUGCUGGUCAAAUCAACUCUGUGUCCCCUUUAUCCAUUCAGCACACGGUCCAAACAUGGAUAUAGUUAGGUGCACUAUCCGUCAAAGCAAAAACAAAGUGCAUGAAACUGUGUGCAUUUAUUCAAAGACUAAUGAGAUGAGCAUUAAAUUUAUCCGCAUAUCUAAAAUGAGGAAUAACCUUGCAGUGUUUGAAAUAAGACGCCGGUGUCAUGGGCCGAAUUAUAUUACGUAUUUGGUAGUUAACCGAAUGCUAGCAAUAAGUGUGAGUGAUAAUUACGAGUACGUCACAGCAUGGGAGUAAAGUAGCCGUCGUUAGAAAGUGUAUUGCAUAUCAUGAUCACACAAGUAUGGAUGUAGCCUUGCCUGCCAGCCUUACCUGCCUUACCUACCUACCACCUUCCAUUCACUCACCUAAAUCAAUGCAUUUAGUUUACCACACUAACAUGUUCGCGUAUCUUUUACUUUUCUUGCUGACCCGAUGUAACGGAAACUGCAUUUAGCUUAUGUUACGCCUGCUAUCGUAGAGGUACGGUUAGCUAUUUUCGAUUAGUUGGUGUAUGAUUUUUUGUCGUUUACCUAGAAGUAGGAGGAGAAAUUAGUAGGAACCUAAGCGAAAAUUGUCCGGUAUCGUGUGUAGGUAACGCGUAUUACAGUAACGUUAAUUAAAGUUACGGUAUUUGAUUUGGCUUGUGAUGUGAUAAUUUAUCGUGUAUUGCAAUGUGAUAAAAUACACCUAGUUUACUAGAUGUU